UUAUUACCUCUUUCCAUUUUUAAUAUUUAGCCCAUGACUGAGCAAAUAAUUCAAAUUAGUUUGGGUCGUAACUUGGGUAUGGUACAUGUAAUAUAUAUGUACAUUCUUCAUUGCAUGAUGGCAGGUUUGAGAUUUUGAGUUUUUAUAGACGUUUUUACAUUUUCAUUUAAAGUUUCAUGGAAAACGGACAACAUGUGUCCGUCUCCUGUGCCUCUCUUGUAUUGCAGUACAUUAAAGCUUUCUUCAAUAAAACAUGGGUGGAGAGAUACGGGGAACCUCUUGGAGCAGAGACAGCCACCCUCCUCUGGUCCAUCAUAGUGUCCAUAUUUGCUAUCGGAGGCCUUUUCGGAGCACUGUCUGUCUCUUUUAUCAUCAAAGUCCUUGGAAGAAAGGGAACCCUGCUGCUGAAUAACAGCUUUGCUGUAAUUGCUGCACUGCUGCUGUCCUUGGGUGAGAGGGCAAAAUCUUUUGAGAUGCUCAUCAUUGGCCGGCUCAUAAUCGGGGUGGACUCUGGUAUAGCCCUCAGUGCCCUCCCCAUGUACCUGGGAGAAAUUUCACCAAGACAUAUGAGAGGGUUCAUUGGCCAGUUCAACUCCAUUCUGAUCUGCUUGGGAGUGUUCACAGGGCAAGUGCUGGGCUGCCAGAGCUGCUGGGCCAGGUCAGUGUUGAUGUCAUGGUUGACAUGGUGAUGUGGUAUUUGUCAC
Messenger RNA from Lates calcarifer (barramundi perch), 704 nucleotides. RefSeq names its product solute carrier family 2, facilitated glucose transporter member 9. Gene Ontology annotation, cellular component: membrane. Gene Ontology annotation, biological process: monosaccharide transmembrane transport. The record is from RefSeq and is a predicted model, not a curated record. Gene Ontology annotation, molecular function: hexose transmembrane transporter activity. NCBI's taxonomy places the organism in Eukaryota, Metazoa, Chordata, Actinopteri, Centropomidae. The coding region runs from base 177 to 689 and encodes 170 amino acids. The transcript has 3 exons.